CGCAUGUGACCGCAGCGCAGAGCAGUCCAUUGUGCGUUUGCGGCGGGUGCAGUCUUUCACGCGUCUGAUGACAAUCGAGCCGCCGCCAUGUCGGGCCUGCCUGGCUUCACCGCCGUCAAGGACGUCCGGCCGGGAGUCCCGGGCCUCAACCUGCUGGGCGUCGUCGUGGACCUGCAGCAUCCAAGCAGGACCAGAGGCACAGACUGGGCCCUGAACUUUACCAUCCAGGACGACUUCUCUGCCGGCUCCGUUGGCGGCAGCUCCAGCCUGAGCUGUCGCGUCUUCAAGCCGUCCCAGGCCAGUCUGCCCAAGAUUGCCGGCCCCGGCGACGUGGUCAUUCUGCGCAACUUCAAGCUGAGUGUAUGGAAUACCCGCAGUGACUGCGUGAGCAACCCUGCCAGCGCCGUGCUCGUCUUCCCCGCAGCCAAGAUCCCCGUGCCCGAGUUCAGCCAGGCCUACAUGCUGGGGGGGAGAAACCAUCUGCCCUACGAAGCCACCGUUGGCGCGAGAGAACCCUCCGCAGCAGAGGAAAGAGCCGUUCUGGCCUUGAAACAUUCGUCAUCCAGCUCCGCCCGGGCCCUCCAGGAGCAUGCUUCUACCGCUUCGCUGAGCACCAGCAAGCGCAAGGAAGCUCUGAUCCAGGACCUGACGUUCGACAAGUACUCCGACAUCAAAGCCGAGGUCUUGAACAUCUACUACUCCAACUAUGGCACCGUCGAGCUCAAGGUCACAGACUACACGACCAACAAGCUUCUCUACCUGUACGCAGACCCAGACCGAGAUCCUGACAUGGUCUUCAAGCGCGAGUGGCCCGGCCCGUUUGGGCAAGUGACGCUGGAGGUGCGACUCUACGAUGCUCACGCUGCGUGGGCGCGGGACCAUCUUAAGAACGGCGACUUUGUCUUUUUGAAGAAUGUGUACACCAAGUUCUCCCCACGCAACGUGCUCGAAGGCUCAAUGCACAAAGACCAAAAAAAACCGGACCAGGUUGACGUGCGCAAGCUCUCGGACACUGCGGCGAUAGAAGCUAUAAAGCAGCGCAAACACGCUUACGAGCAGCAACGUUUGACCCAGCGGACCGUCCACCUCGCCAAUGUCCCCAAAAAGGCGUCUGCAAAAGCAUCUGCACGGAGGAAGGCCGAGAAAAGACAGAGACAACGUCAGCAGAAAGAGGCUGAGCUCAAAGCGAUUGAGGAGAAGGAAGAGGGCUGGGAAGCUGAGCGCAGUGGAGUCAAUCGGAACAUCCGCGCCGGAUUCCCUGAAAAACAGUGCUCUACGAUAUCUGAGAUCAUCAACAACCCUUUCUUGCAGACAAAGACCGCCACAAAACACAACCCGCUCACCCUGCCCUUUGUCAACAGCAAGCACCGAGCCCGUGUCCGCGCAGUCGACUUCUUCCCGCCGGAGCUAGAGUACUUCACGCACUCCCUGCACGACCCCAACUGGACGCCCUGCUCCAAGAAGGACCGCUGGGAAUGGGGCUUCGUGCUGCUCCUCGAAGACGCACACGUCCCGCGCGACACCGUCCCGCAGCAACUCCGCGUCCUCGUCAACAACGACUCGGCGCAGUACCUCGGCCUGCCUCACGCACGAGACCUGACCGCCGACCCGCCCGCCCUCGCACAGCUACGCGAGCGGCUCUUCAUCCUCUGGGGCAACCUCGCCGAGCUGAAGGACCAGCUGCGCGCCCGCAGUUGCGAUCUCCCGCUGCCGCCGGGCGAUAACAGGCUCGACAACCGGCCCUUCGACUGUUGUAUCGAGGAGUAUGGGUACGAGGUGCCGGUUGCGGAGGAUGCGCCGAUGGGGUACCAGCGCCUGCAUAGGCUGGCGUUUACGAAGAUUAUGUCGUGAGCGUGGUGGAGUGGUUGUACGGGGGUUCAGGGGUUUGGUGGGG
Boeremia exigua is the source of this 1894-nucleotide messenger RNA. RefSeq lists its product as uncharacterized. Lineage: Eukaryota; Fungi; Ascomycota; Dothideomycetes; Pleosporales; Didymellaceae. The record is from RefSeq and is a predicted model, not a curated record. Gene Ontology annotation, cellular component: chromosome, telomeric region; nuclear telomere cap complex. Gene Ontology annotation, molecular function: telomerase inhibitor activity; G-rich strand telomeric DNA binding. The transcript has 3 exons. Gene Ontology annotation, biological process: regulation of telomere maintenance via telomerase; telomere capping. The coding region runs from base 88 to 1851 and encodes 587 amino acids.